Messenger RNA from Scaptodrosophila lebanonensis, 1180 nucleotides. RefSeq names its product protein NipSnap (gene Nipsnap). The transcript has 6 exons. Gene Ontology annotation, cellular component: mitochondrion. Lineage: Eukaryota; Metazoa; Arthropoda; Insecta; Diptera; Drosophilidae. The record is from RefSeq and is a predicted model, not a curated record. Bases 166 to 990 code for a protein of 274 amino acids.
AAUCGGUUUGUCGAUAGCUGCUGUUGCUAUUAAUAAAUGAAGAAGACUAAAUACAUUUACUUGCUCGAAGAAAGCUUGUUUGGUUUAGCUUUUACUUUUGUUUUCAUAUCGCGCUAAACUGUCCAAAUACUAGCUCCCCUGCCAACAACAAACGGAAACAAACAAAUGUUGAAACUACGUAAUAUUUUGGCCAUCCCCAACAGCACCGGCCGCACCGUUAUCCGCACCAUUACUGUUACUACUGGCUGCAAUAAUUCCGAAUCAUGGCUCUCAAAACUGAAGAAAGGGAAAUUGGAGCAAACCAAGGAGCCGCACAGUCGCAUGUUGAGCGAUAAGGAAAUAAUAUAUGCACUACACACGCAUAAUGUACGUCCAGAUUCGAUGACUGAAUAUCUGAAUAACUACAAAACAUCUGUGGCUUUAAUAAACGACAAAAAGGCGAACCUCUCCUGCAAUUUGGUAGCAUCAUGGAACGUUCAAGUGGGUGAUAUGGACCAGUGUUUGCAUUUAUGGAAAUACACGGGUGGCUUUGAGAAAAUCGAUCAAGCCAAAGAGGAUCUUUGGAACGAUCCCGAAUAUUUGGGUCUUAUGAAGGAGCGUUCGAAGCUCUUACGCUCCAGACACUUGCAGUACCUGUUAGCAUUCAGCUAUUGGCCGCAAAUCGAAAGCCGUAGCGGUAAAAAUAUUUAUGAAAUGCGCUCCUACCGACUGACCCCCGGCACAAUGAUUGAAUGGGGUAAUAAUUGGGCGCGUGCCAUAAAUUUCCGUAAGCACAAUAAUGAAGCAUUUGCUGGCUUCUUCUCGCAGAUCGGACGUCUGUAUAAUGUGCAUCACAUUUGGUGUUACAAGUCCCUCCAGGAUCGUAAAGAAACCAGAGAAGCAGCAUGGCGCUCACCCGGCUGGGACGAGUGCGUCGCCUAUACAGUGCCUUUGAUUCGGGAAAUGCACUGCCGUGUCCUGGCGCCCACUGAAUUCUCUCCUACACAAUGAGAAUGGGGAAUGUUUUUUGUAACAAUAUAUACAUACAUACAUACAAGAAUCAUUGUAAAACGAUACGAACGUUGAAAGAGAAAAUACAUAUAAGUCUUUUUCACUGUUGAAUAGUUGUAGACGUAAAGUUACAGAUUUGUACCUAUGUAUAUCUGCAUUUGAAUACAGUUAGUAAAGUUAAUUAAUUAAU